AUGGAGGGUGUGGUGAGAUUUGGCAAGAAAGGGAAGUUAUCACCAAGGUUUGUCGGACCUUUUGAAAUUCUGGAAAGGGUAGGAGAUUUGGCUUAUAGGCUUGCCUUACCUCCUAGCAUGUCUGGCGUGCAUAAUGUGUUCCAUGUGUCUAUGUUGAGGAAGUCAACAAAGCAACUUCGAAGGAUGGAAGUUGACUUGGUCAAGGUAUUGUGGAGUCACCAUGACAAGGGUGAUGCUUCUUGGGAGUUGGAGUCAGAUAUGAGAGCGAAGUACCCACAGUUGUUUGUUGAUGAGCAAGCGUGA
Messenger RNA from Rosa rugosa (rugosa rose), 303 nucleotides. RefSeq lists its product as uncharacterized. NCBI's taxonomy places the organism in Eukaryota, Viridiplantae, Streptophyta, Magnoliopsida, Rosales, Rosaceae. The transcript has 2 exons. The record is from RefSeq and is a predicted model, not a curated record. The coding region runs from base 1 to 303 and encodes 100 amino acids.